AUGCCGCUCGUGAUCCCAGACUCGAGUCAGAUCCCCACCGUUGUGGGAGACUAUGCGAGCGUCACCACCGAGGCGCUCCGUGGGCUCAACGCAGACACGCUCGUUCAUGAGAUCAAGCGACUCCAGGACAGCGUCUCACGCCUUGAAGACUCGAACCGCCAAAUCGAACAAUUUGUUCACGAGUCCGGCAACGAUCUCAGCGACAAUGACCGCAAAGAGAUGAACAACGCCUGCAGCGACAACGACGGCACCAUCUCAAAGCAGAACGACGUCGUCGAAAAGCUGUUCGAUGUGCUGCAAGAGAAGACGGGCAACGAUACGCAAGCCCACUAUGGCCUCACUCGUCCAUCCGAGGCGGUGGGGACCGCCGCACAGCCGACUUCAACCCCGACUCCGAUGCAGGAGGACUCCGAAGGCGUCUUUCUCUGA
Kalmanozyma brasiliensis GHG001 is the source of this 429-nucleotide messenger RNA. RefSeq lists its product as uncharacterized. Lineage: Eukaryota; Fungi; Basidiomycota; Ustilaginomycetes; Ustilaginales. The transcript has a single exon. The record is from RefSeq and is a predicted model, not a curated record. The coding region runs from base 1 to 429 and encodes 142 amino acids.